GCCCUAAAACCCUAUCUUACGGCCGUAAGGCAUACACUACAUGCUGCACUCUGUGUGCAAAAUUUUCCUUCGCAAGUAGUUGAACGACAUAAUAAACCGGAGAUCGAAGUGAAAACCUCCAAGGAACUGCUCCUACAGCCGGUUGUCAUCAGCCGAAAUGAGAAAGAACGCGUGCUGAUUGAGGGUUCUAUCAACUCUGUUCGUGUGAGUAUUUCCAUCAAACAGUCGGAUGAAAUCGAACGGCUUUUAUGUCGCAAGUUCACUCGUUUUAUGAUGAUGCGCGCCGAAGAUUUCGUCAUCCUUCGACGCAAGCCUGUUCCG
Molecule: messenger RNA, 321 nt
Organism: Opisthorchis viverrini
Lineage: Eukaryota; Metazoa; Platyhelminthes; Trematoda; Opisthorchiida; Opisthorchiidae
Exons: 1
Biological process (GO): Arp2/3 complex-mediated actin nucleation; actin filament polymerization
Cellular component (GO): Arp2/3 protein complex; actin cytoskeleton
Molecular function (GO): actin filament binding
Source: RefSeq, a predicted model, not a curated record